CGAAAUUUUCAGUGAUACUAUUUAUAUAUUUUUAGCUAAAAAGUUGAAUGAAUCAUGCGAUAUAUCGGAGAGAAUUUGAUGCUGUUGCAGCGUAGAUUGAAAAGAAAUCAAUCAAUUACAGAAAGAAAACCUAGUUUACAAGCGGAGCGAAAAAAUUCACCACUUCUUGCAGGGAUCAAAUCACGAAGCCUUCAUCUUCCCCCAAUCGGAUUCAUCAUAUAAAAAAGAAAAUGGAUUGGUAUCUCUCGUUGGGUCCAUGAGACCAGGGAAUAGACAUAGCUAGAUCCAUCUAAUUUCCUUCACCUUCCUUUUCUCGACAAUCCACAAUGACCGAUCACAACCAAAACCAGCACCCGCAGCAGCCCGUCGGAGUUCCACCACCGCAAGGGUAUCCACCGCCGGAGCCAGGUUCGAAGGACGGUUAUCCUCCGCCGGGCUACCCACCGCCGGGGUAUUCACCGCAGGCAUAUCCAUCUCAAGGAUACCCACGGCAGGGAUAUCCGCCGCAGGGAUAUCCGCCACAAGGAUAUCCUCCCCCGCCGUAUCCUGCUGCCCAAGGAUAUCCGCCGCCGUACUAUGGACCUCAAUACGCUCAACAACCACCGCCGGCCAAAAACGAUUCCUCUGGCGAUUGCUUGACAGGAUGUUGUGCUGCUCUUUGUUGCUGCUGUUUGCUGGAUGCAUGCUUCUAAAUAGUCACUAAUUACUUUAUGCAAAUUAUGGAUUGGAUCCAGUGUGCUCUACUUCGAACACAAACAUUUUUCUUGUUUUCUAAUAUUGUUUAAUUAUAUUUUAUUAGUUUUUAUGAAUAUAUGACCUGCCACUAAAAAUGGCACGCUGCUUAGCAGGCUUGGUGUU
Messenger RNA from Prosopis cineraria, 858 nucleotides. RefSeq names its product cysteine-rich and transmembrane domain-containing protein WIH2-like. The coding region runs from base 327 to 692 and encodes 121 amino acids. The record is from RefSeq and is a predicted model, not a curated record. NCBI's taxonomy places the organism in Eukaryota, Viridiplantae, Streptophyta, Magnoliopsida, Fabales, Fabaceae. The transcript is spliced from 3 exons.